Messenger RNA from Osmerus eperlanus (European smelt), 4781 nucleotides. RefSeq names its product transforming, acidic coiled-coil containing protein 1 (gene tacc1). The transcript is spliced from 13 exons. The record is from RefSeq and is a predicted model, not a curated record. The coding region runs from base 571 to 3231 and encodes 886 amino acids. Gene Ontology annotation, cellular component: cytoplasm. Gene Ontology annotation, biological process: cerebral cortex development; cell population proliferation; mitotic spindle organization. Lineage: Eukaryota; Metazoa; Chordata; Actinopteri; Osmeriformes; Osmeridae.
UCUGGGUUUGCUUUCCUCUCUUCUCCCUUCAGCAUGAAGGUGGUAGGACUCUACCAUUCACUGGGGCUGAAAUAGGGGCUGAAAAAUGAGCUGGCUCAGAGAGCCUUUGAAGCUGCAAGUUGCUGUCUCCCCCUGUGUUUCCUCACAAUGGAAUGGUCGUGAAGUUGAGGUUGGUGGGGGAGGCAGAGUCAGAGCAAGCAGUUCUAGAAACCAGCUGAUCACUUCUGUGGUAUUCAGCCAGAGAGUGAGAGCGUGACAGAAAGCGAAAAAAAGAAAGCAAUUCGGUAGAGAAAAAAGGACGAGGAAAUAAGCUCGACAAAGAGAAAGCAGGUUGUAGCAUUUAUAUUUGGUCAAGGUUAAAGGUUAAUCAGGUUAAAUACAUGUUUCUUAUCUAUUAAUGAAUUUGGUGGCUACUAUGUGAAGAAGUAAACAAUCUGGAGGUGGCACAUGAAGAUAUGUAACCUGCAACAGGUCACCGUUUACAUUUUUAAUCAGUCAUAAACUAAUCUACCAAUUGUCAAACUGGAAUAGUUAUUUAUUGCUUGGAAAAACAUAUUCAAACUGAAGAGGAUGUCUUGGUUGUCACCCGCCUCAUGGGCCAAGUGGACUUGGACUACAGUGCGAGGAGCAGAGGAGGGUCAGGAGGAUGAAGAGGGCCAGAAGGCCAGGGAGGAGGAAGGACUGCGCAGGGAGGAUUUGGAGGAGGACGAAGAGAGGUCUCAAGGCUUCAGCUCUGACUCUGAGAGCCAUUUUGAGACCCCUGAGGCAGAAACCCCGGUGCACUCUCUGCUAACAGUGCCAGAAGACCUGGAGUUAGCCCUGACUAUAGCAGAUCAAGGCCAUGAAGAAGAUGAACAAUUAAUGAUUGAAAGUUCUGUUGGAGCUCUUGGUGUCCCUAAAAAUCCAGCCAUGGUUCAGCUCAAAAACGUUCUGGGCCCCAUGAAGAACCCAGUGGACCAAAAUGGGCCUGUGACAUCACAUCCCACAGCACAAGCACCAGAGUGUCAGCACCCUGCUGUGACAUCACAUCCCACAACACAAGCACCAGAGUGUCAGCACCCUGCUGUGACAUCACAUCCCACAACACAAGCACCAGAGUGUCAGCACCCUGCUGUGACAUCACAUCCCACAACACAAGCACCAGAGUGUCAGCACCCUGCUGUGACAUCACAUCCCACAACACAAGCACCAGAGUGUCAGCACCCUGCUGUGACAUCACAUCCCACAACACAAGCACCAGAGUGUCAGCACCCUGCUGUGACAUCACAUCCCACAACACAAGCACCAGAGUGUCAGCACCCUGAAGGAGACAGAGAUCAAGCUACUACUGCACCAAUCAGCAUGGCAACAGACUUUCAAGAGGACCGCCUUCUGGCUCACACAAAUUCAGAGACACUUAAUAGUGGACAACCUAAUCAAACCUCUUUUACACUGAAAGUAAAACCUACAAAAGUGAACUCACCUUUACCAAAGAUAAAAGGGGACCUAAAUGAGGCUCCACAUGAAGUCAAGGACCAUGAUAAACUAGUCCCUGAGGUUAUCAACCUUCACCAGCUUGAUGACAGCUUCAACCUCUUCACUAGUGGCGAUUCCAAGAUCCAAAACUCCCCUCCAUCUUGCUUUGCCAGUUCCCUGUCCAAAUUAGAGUGUCCACUUAGCUCCCUGCCAACAUGUGAGGCUAGUGUUGUUCCUGGAAUAGAUGUGGAGGUCAAACCAUGUAGUGAGGUUGAGCUCAACCCUGUUAUCAGUGAGAAUGGGCUUGGCAAUGAUGGAGCCAGUAAACCACUGCCAAAGAGGUUCGGUAAAAAGCCACUGAGCAAGCUCCCAUCAAAGAAACAGAUGACCCAAACCUCAAAACCAACAUCAGAAUCUAUUACAGUGCAGGUUUCGGAGUUGUCCGUGUCUCAAAGUUUGAACGAUAUUCCUAUUCAGAAGUCCAGCUAUAAUUGUGACCCCAGUCAGUGGGAUGACCCUAAUUUUAAUCCAUUUGGAGGAAGCAAUAAAGUGAACAGCUCCCCAAUGCCACCCAAGGGGUCUUACAGCUUUGAUCCAGAAAGGUUUGAUGAAUCUAUAGACCCAUUUAAGCCAUCGAAGACCUUAGAUAAUGAAGUCUCCUCCAAGGCCCCCCAUUCACAAGAGAAGCCUGUGAUCCACCCCCCAGAAGAGAUUAAAGCAUGCCCAAAGAAACGCAAGGACAAGAUUACUUCAAAAUUUAGAAAUACUAAGAAGCAUGAAAAACAAUCCUUGGUUCUGGACAUCUGCAGUCAGGAAAAGGAUGGUGUGGUAUCCCAGGUCCCAGAGAUCACCCACCAUGUGCAAUAUGCCACAGAUGAGGAAAAGCUGGCAUCCAAUGAUAUCAUGACCCAGCAAGCCGAGUCAAAGGAAGAGAAACAUGUCUCAGAGUGUUCUACAGGAUUAUCUAAAAGCAAAACAAAUGCAGGUAUUCUGGAUGAAGUUGUUCUAUCUCCUGCAAUGCCUUGGAUACAAGAUUCACUGGAGGAGGAUACUUGCAGUCUAAAUAAAGAACUAUCAGUUAGCCAAGCUUCUAAGGGAUUGGGAAGCAAGGACCCAGACAAAGGAAGUCUCUCCCUGGACAGCAUGCCGCUCAGUGAAAUGGACAAAGCAGCUGAGCUAAGCCAGAUCAGAGAGGAGAUUAUCAUUAAAGAGAUAGAAGCCAAUCAGUGGAAGAGAAAAUAUGAGGAAAGCCGAAUGGAAGUUAUGGAGAUGAGAAAAAUUGUUGCAGAGUAUGAAAAAACCAUUGCACUAAUGAUUGAGGAUGAACAGCACAAAACCAUGGACUCCCACAAGAGUGUGCAGCAGUUGAUACUGGAUAGAGACCAGGCCAUGGCAGACCUCAACUCUGUGGAGAGCUCCCUUUCGGAUAUGUUCAGGAGAUAUGAGAACAUGAAGAAGGUCCUGGAGGGCUUCAAAAAGAAUGAAGAGGUUUUGAAAAAGUGUGCCCAAGAAUACCUGGUCAGGGUAAGACAAGAGGAGCAGCGGUACCACACACUCAAGAUCCACGCAGAAGAAAAACUGGACAAGGCAAAUGCAGACAUUGCCCAGGUGCGCUCCAAGGCAAACGCAGAGAGUAUUGCUCUAAAUGCCAGUCUUAGAAAGGAGCAGAUGAAGGCAGAGUCCAUGGAGAGAGCCUUGAAUCAAAAGAAUCAAGAAAUCGAGGAGCUUACCAAAAUAUGCGAUGAACUUAUUGCAAAGUUUGGAACAUCAGACUGAACACUUCUGUAUACUGUUCCUUUUACAUUCUCCCUAAGCUUUGUGUAAAAGCAGUGUUUCCCAAUUUCACCAAAGCUUACAGACUGUAUUGUUGUACAUAUGAAUCAUUGCUAUCUACAGUUUCUACAAAAUAUUUGAACUGUAAUUUGGACUGUAAUGUUAAUGUCCCUCCCCACCCUGUGACGUUGCACUCUACCCUAAAUUUUAAGUAAACGGUAAAAGGUGUAGAAAUGCACCCUUCUUGUCGAAAUGUUAAGAAUCUGUUGAAAAUGUGUUGAAGGCCUCAGACAAGUAUAUCCUACAAAACUUACAUUUUCCAAUUGUUUAAGAAAAGACAAUCAAGAAGACAGCUAAAGUACAUGGUGUUUAAUUCUACCUUCAACUGUGUUGAAGGUAGAAGGUAAUAGUUGCAUUUCACAGUGGAAAACUCAAUACAUUUAAUACUGUAACACACUGUUUAUCUUUUGCCACAAGCAAAGAAACAUCUUGCUUGUCAUUUGUGUGCCAAAGAUUAAAUAUCAUGCAAAUUAAUGUAAUUUUAUUUCCCACUAUACAAUACUGUACUCAUGUUAUGUGUCUGUGCUGUUUUGGUAUUCUUUUGUAAUAUCAAUGAUGUGAAUCAACAGCAAUGUCUUUCAUUUAUAAAUGAGUUGCAAGACCGUUGAAAUAUUUGGUUCAAGUGGAUACAGUGAAAGCACAAUGUGCUUUUCCUCUAUUAUUCUUGGAUUUUGCUUGACUUGAAAAUCUCUUUACAAAUGCAUAGCUAUGUGAUAACAGUUUAAUGUACUUAAAAAAAAUGAUGACUUCAUGCAAGGGUUCUCAAACCUUAUCACCUUCAAGCCCCACAACUACUCCAAACCCAAUAACUACUCCAAACGUUUGCAGAAGUGAGCUGCUGUAUACUGUACACCAUUUAGCAGACGCUUUUAUCCAAAGCGACUACCAAGAGAGAGCUUUACAAAAGAGCAUAGGUCACUGAUCAUAACAACGUUGCGAGCAGCCAAAACAUGAAGCAUACAUUGUGAAAAACCAAAUAAGUGCCAAAGGGAAGAACCAUAAGAGCAUGCAGUUAAACAAGUUACAAUUAAACAACAUGUAACAAUCCUAGGGAAAAAAACUCAUAAAAUGUUUGAUUGUGCACAGUUUAGUUCAUAUGAUUAAAAAAUGUACUUGAUGCUUUUAUAACUGGUGUAUCACAUCAAUAUUCAAAAUGUUUUUUUUUUUGACUCAACCAACUUGGGUGCUUGCAUACAAAGUAGCACAGGGUGGGGGGAACCUGAUCAUGUUUGAUUAACUGACAAAUGUUAUGAUUGAGUCAAAUUAAAAGGUUUUCAAAAGACAGCAUUCACAAAAAUGUGUAUGAUGUGGGCAAAUGUAUUGCUAUGUAAGGGUACAUUUUAUACCAUAUUAAAGUAUUUUCUUUUUUUUAUGUUCAUAUUUGUAGAGUGGAAGAAAGAAACAUGCCCAGAUCCAAUUCUGUUUGCUAAUACACAAUACUGUAUAUGCAUUUUGGGGAAAUUAAUCACCCAAAAUAAAGUUAUUGCAGCAGG